Molecule: messenger RNA, 1585 nt
Organism: Salvia miltiorrhiza (redroot sage)
Lineage: Eukaryota; Viridiplantae; Streptophyta; Magnoliopsida; Lamiales; Lamiaceae
Exons: 5
Coding region: 92-1585 (497 amino acids)
Source: RefSeq, a predicted model, not a curated record
ACCUUUCCUACAACAACAUAUAUAGCCCAAAAACAAAACCUAGUUUAGUCCCAAGAUUGUGAAUUUUCCUGUUUCCUAACGCUGCCGUGAGAUGCCUCGCAAGCGCCGACAAUUGGAAACCGAUCAUCAUCAGCCUCCGCCGGCCAGGUACAUAUCUGCAAACAUGGAGACUAAAAAAAGUAAGGAAAAAUCUUUACUAGAUGGUUGUGAAAUUGGUGAUGCUUCGAAUAAGACAGAGAAUAUAGAGUGUGCUCCAACUAGCAUGGACAAGGGAAAACGUCCAUUUAAACGAGUUAAGUGUAUGGCCAAAAAGUUAAAACCAAGUGAGCUUGUCGGGGAAACAACACCCGAGUCUUAUACGGAUAGAAUUCACAUUAUAAAUCCAAAGAAUGUCAAGUGUCGGCGACGAGGUGUGAAGCUAGCAGUUGAGACACAGAAAACUGGACUACAUACUAGUUUAAAGAAUCGCACAACAACAGCCACAUUCCAUGAUAAGUUAGGUGAAUUAAAUGAUGCACAAAAGGAAGCCAUACGUGCUAUUGGCUUUGGUAGAAUAUUGGAAUUGAAGGUCAGACAAAUACCAGGGAAGUUAGCAUAUUGGGUUCUCGACAAGUUCAACUCUGCAAGUUGUGAGCUCCAAGUAGACGAUGGGCGCAACCUCAAGGUAACCGAGGAUGAUGUGUACAGAGUUUUUGGUUUCCCGAAAGGCAAGGAACUGAUUGUCAAUUUUGAACGAACUGCGAGUAACAAAAUGUUUGAGGAAUGGGUCUCAUUUUUCGGAGUUGGUGGUAAAGAAAAGAUCAAGAUAGGAGCAGUCCUUAAUGAAAUGGUUAAUAGCAGAGACGGAGGUACGUGGUUUAAACGACACUUCAUGAUUGCAAUGGCUUUCUCACUCAUAGAGAGCACAGCCAGUGGAACAGUGCACCCAUACAUCUUCAGAUGCUUAACCAACCUGCAUGAGCUUUCACAAUGGAAUUGGGGUGAGUAUGUGCUGAGAACUCUGAUUGACCACAAACGAUCAUGGCUGGUGGAUCAAACCAAAGUAUUUCCUGGCCCAACAUUAUUUCUAGUCCUCUUGUAUGUAGAUCGCUUUGAGAUGAAUCGAAAGCCAGAAAAUAGAUUGUUCCCAAUAUUCAUGAAUUGGUCAACAGUCGGGCUUAGAGAACGGCAACGCAGGGAGCUUGAAGAUGGUUUCUUCGGCGGUGGCUCUUUAUGUGAACCCAUUCAGUUGCCGGACGACUAUAUGAAUGUAGACCAACGACCUAUUGAAAACAUAAAUCAUGAGGGUGAUACAGAUAUAGAGAAUAGCAGCCUGGUUUGUAGAAUUAUGAAAGAAGCCAUAGACAUCGCUGAAAGGAUGGAAAAAAUCCGACAACUAGUUCAAGGUGCAACCUUAGCUGAGAGACAAUCCAAGGUUUUUAAGAAGAGCGUAAGUGCAGCAUGUAAGAUAAUUGGGGUAACAAUCAAUAUUGAUGCACCAGAAUCAAGCCAAAACAUGGAUCUUGAUGAUCAUCUUUUCUAUGACUCAAAUGAUUCUGUUGAUGCAACUUCAGCUGAAGCAAUCCCUAGCUUUGAGGUAACAUAA